Molecule: messenger RNA, 327 nt
Organism: Sphenostylis stenocarpa
Lineage: Eukaryota; Viridiplantae; Streptophyta; Magnoliopsida; Fabales; Fabaceae
Source: the annotation of a GenBank genome assembly
AUGGGUCUCCAAAUCUUAGAAGAAUUUCGACCAAUUACGCCCCUACGAACAGUGGUUCCAUCUUCUAGGACCUUCAAACACGACCUGGGAACGACAAAAGAGGUGCUAAACGAGGAUGUCGUAGAAGAGUGCCACACACCCACAUCACCGUCCCAACAAUUAAGGACCCCACCGGUGUGCCCUCCAGCUCCAAAGAAACCACGACUCCUCCGAACACACACUUUAGACCCACCAUCACAAGCGUUCUUCCCAGUGUCCCACGAUCUGGCUUCUAUCUUCGUCCUUCGCAACCUUCCAACAACACCAACCAAGCAACCUCUUUGCUAG